This is a messenger RNA of Cataglyphis hispanica, 2475 nucleotides long. RefSeq lists its product as uncharacterized. Gene Ontology annotation, cellular component: plasma membrane. Lineage: Eukaryota; Metazoa; Arthropoda; Insecta; Hymenoptera; Formicidae. Gene Ontology annotation, biological process: sensory perception of smell; detection of chemical stimulus involved in sensory perception of smell. The record is from RefSeq and is a predicted model, not a curated record. The transcript has 10 exons. Gene Ontology annotation, molecular function: odorant binding; olfactory receptor activity. Bases 91 to 2475 code for a protein of 794 amino acids.
GCAGGCGCUGCCGUAACUACUGCUUGCCGCUGAGACGCGCAGUCAGUAGUAAAGAUCAGUAGCUGACGCGCCUUUCGCGGAUUAAGCACAAUGUAUUUUUCUCGCAAAUCCGAGGUAGACAUUCACAAACGGGACAUCGAUUAUAGUCUUCAGUUAAAUCGUUGGAUCUUAAAGUCAAUAGGCGUUUGGCCUGAAUCAUCCACGAGCUCGAAUAUCGAGAAAAUUUUAUCAAAAAUUCUGAGAAUAACAUGUCACUCCCUGAUAGCUUUCACUGUCAUACCUUCAAUAUUAUAUAUUCUUUUUGAGGAAAAGGACAUCCAUUUAAAAUUAAAAGCUAUAGGACCCGCGAGUCAUUGGCUUAUGGGUGGUAUAAAUUACUGCUCGCUAUUAUAUCAAAAUAAACAGAUACGUAAAUCCAUCAUGCACAUGGAAACCGAUUGGCGUAUGGCAAAAAGAGAGGACGAUCGGAAAGUGAUGCUGAAGAACGCGAACAUAGGUCGCUAUAUAGCGAGCACUUGUGCGCUGAUCAUGCAGGGUGGUGUUCUCGCUUAUAACGUGACGAGAGCAAUAUCACCUACGGUCGUGGUUAUUGGCAAUGAAACAAUAGCAAUUGGGCGUUUACCAUGCCCAUCUUACAACAAAAUCAUUGAUACCAGGUUCAGUCCAAUAUACGAAGUCAUAUUUACGUUACAAUUUAUUUCUGGCAUAGUAGUAAAUAGCACCACGGUCGGUGCAUGCGGUCUCGCUGCAGUUUUCACGAUGCAUGCCUGCGGUCAGCUUACUAUAGUGAUGUCGCGACUCGAGGAACUCGUCGAAGAUAAACGGCGCGAUAUUAUAGUUCAGAGAAAACUAGCGAAUCUCGUGGAACGUCAUCUGCGAGCAUUAAGGUUUAUUUCGCGCAUGGAAAUAAUUAUGCGUCAAAUUUGUUUUGUGGAAUUAGUCGGAUGUACAUUCAACUUAUGUAUGCUUGGGUAUUACACUAUUUCGCAAUGGCAUGAGGAAAGUGCAAACACUUUGAUCGCAUAUUCCAUUGUAUAUGCGUCGAUGAUGUUUAAUAUUUUCAUAUUUUGCUACAUCGGUGAACUCGUUACGGAACAGUGUAAAAAAGUCGGCGAGGCAGCUUAUAUGACAAAUUGGUAUGAACUACCGCGUAAAACUGUGCUCGGUCUAAUUUUAGUUAUUAUACGAUCGAACAUAGUUAUCAAAAUCACUGCUGGAACAAUAUUUCAUAUGUCGAUCGGAACUUUCGGUAAUGUAAUUAAAACAUCUAUGGUGUACUUGAAUAUGCUUAGAACUUUAACUAUUGUACAAUUGAAUCGGUGGUUUCUGAAACCGAUAGGCGCGUGGCCGCGAUCCACCACAACUUCGAGCAGCGAGAAAGCCGUCUCUCGCGCUCUAAUAUUCAUCUGUUAUUUUUUAAUAGCUUUCACGGUGGUGCCGUGCGCGUUAAACAUCAUUCUCGAGGAAAAGGAUAUCGAGCUGAAACUCCGUGCCAUCGGUCCACUGAGCCACUGGCUCAUGGGCGCAAUGAAUUAUUGUUCCCUGCUGCUGCGUGGCGCCGAUAUACAUCAAUGCGUGCGACACAUGGAAAUGGAUUGGCGGAUCAUCAGGCGAUCGCGGCAUCGCGAGAUCAUGGUGAGGAACGCGAGACUGGGCAGAUUCGUGGCAGGUUUCUGCGCGAUAUUCAUGCACGGCGGCGUCUUCUCCUACAGCAUCGUGUCCGGGAUGACGACGGUGAUGGUGUCGAUCGACGACAAUCGGAGCGUCCCGAUGCUCCAGCUGCCCUGUCCGUCGUACAGCAAAUUUGUGGAUGCCCGAUUCAGCCCGGCAAAUGAAAUCGUCCUAAUAAUGCAGCUGUUCUCAGGUUUUAUAGUAAACUCUACCACUGUCGGAGCUUGCAGCCUGGCCGCCGUUUUCGCUAUGCAUGCGUGCGGUCAACUCGAUAUUUUGACCUUGCGUCUAGAUAAUCUCGUCGAAGGUAAAGAUGCGAAAGAAAGUGAUACGGCUCAGCGGAGGCUGGCCGAUAUCGUGGACCAUCACUUGCGUGUUUUGAGGUUUAUAGCGCGUAUCGAAGAUGUUAUGCAUCAAAUAUGUCUGGUAGAAUUAGUUGGAUGUACGUUUAACUUAUGUAUGCUUGGAUAUUAUUCAAUUACGUGGUGGAAUAAAAUUGAUGCAAAGAGCAUAGCGGCAUAUAUUAUUGUAUAUAUAUCGAUGAGUUUCAAUAUCUUUAUAUUUUGCUACAUAGGUGAAAUUUUGACGCAACAGUGUAAAAAAGUCGGUGAAACAGCGUAUAUGACCGAUUGGUAUCGCUUACCUCAUAAAACAGCUCUUGGAUUGAUCCUAAUUAUAUCCAGAUCGAGUGCUGUGAUCAAAAUAACUGCUGGAAAAUUAAUUCAACUUUCCAUUGCGACUUUCAGUGACGUUAUCAAAACAUCCCUCGUCUAUCUAAAUAUCUUACGAACUGUUACAACGUAA